Messenger RNA from Cuscuta epithymum, 1850 nucleotides. The record is from the annotation of a GenBank genome assembly. NCBI's taxonomy places the organism in Eukaryota, Viridiplantae, Streptophyta, Magnoliopsida, Solanales, Convolvulaceae.
UUGUUGUUUUCCACAGAAAGUUACGGUUCUUCAAACCCAGAGACCUAUGCACACCCUCUAAUCGCAGAAUUGCAAAACCCAAUCCCCAACCCUCGAUCAAUCCUCCCAUGGUUUCUCCGGUAACCACCUUUCAAAUUGAGGCAGGGCCUCCACCAUUGGAGCUUUCAAAUAUAGAGAAGCAGUCGCCUUCUGCGGCGGAUGUAGCUUCGAGGCUACUGGAGUCCGCCGAUAACACCAAUAAUGGAGGCGCUAUGACGGGCUCUGCAGAGCAGCAAACGCUCUCUGCGGCAUCUGCCGCUACUCCUAAGUGGCCAGGGUGGCCAGGAGAUAACGUGUUCCGGCUGGUAGUGCCGGUUUUGAAAGUGGGCAGCAUAAUUGGGCGCAAGGGCGAGUUCGUGAAGAAGAUGUGCGAAGAAAGCCGAGCUCGCAUUCGAAUACUGGAAGCCCCUGUUGGAAAUCCAGAUCGGAUAGUCCUAAUUACUGGAAGAGAAGACCCAGAUGUGCCCCUAUCCCCUGCAAUGGAUGGAACACUAAAAGUUUUCAGACGCAUUUCGGGAUUGUGUUCUGCAGAAGAAGGUGGUGCAGAUUCAGCUGCUGCCAUGGCUGCAUUCUGCUCUAUUAAGUUAUUGGUGGCUGCUUCACAAGCUGCUCACUUGAUAGGGAAGCAAGGGUCUACAAUUAAAUCAAUUCAAGAAAGUUCUGGUGCAUCAGUGCGAGUUUUAACGGAAGAUGAGUUGCCCACAUUUGCCACUUCUGAUGAGAGAGUAGUUGAGAUUCAUGGUGAGGCUGUGAAGGUCCUUAAAGCUUUGGAGGCAGUAUUAGGACAGUUGAGGAAAUUUUUGGUCGAUCACACCGUUCUACCUAUAUUUGAGAAGGGUUACGAUUCAACUGUUCCUCAAGAGCGCGCUCCCGAGCCCUGGAAUGAGAAACCUCGGGCCCAACAACACCCUGGUUCUGUUCCUGCACUAACAACUCAAUCUUUUUCCGAGUUUUCUUUCCCCAUGAAACGGGAUCCUUAUUUACUUGAUCAUGAGACCUCAUUGGACACCAAGCUUCAACGCUCUUCAGUCUCACUCUUUGGACAAGAUCCUGCACUCCAUGGCUUACACUCCUCUGUACCUUUACGGACUGCUCCAAUAGUUACUCAGAUGACGAAGAUAAUGCAAGUGCCCCUAUCAUAUGCUGAGGACAUUAUUGGUAUUAGCGGAACAAAUAUUGCCCACAUCCGCCGUACUAGCGGGGCAAUUCUUAGCAUUCAAGAGAGCAGAGGCUUACCUGAUGAAAUUACUAUUGAAAUUAAAGGGACCUCAUCACAAGUUCAAACAGCUGAGCAGCUUAUUCAGGAUUUCAUUAACAAACACAACGAACCAGCAUCAAGCAUGUAUGGCAAGACAGAUACUGGACUUGGGUCAUUCUCACGUUUUCGUGAGUAUUCGUCGUCUUCAUAUCCUCCUCAGCAGCCCUUGGGAGGCGGGGGCGGGUAUGAAUCCUCCAGUCUAGGUGGCUAUGGGGGUUAUAGGUUUUGAGCGGUCUGACUCACCUGGCAUUUGACUAAGUUCAAUGUUUGGCUGUAUGUAUACUUACUAUAAAUGCUUCCAGUGGGGUUAUGUGAUGUUGAAGUAUUUAAAUUCUUAAAAAAACUAGAAUUUAAGGCAGAGAUUAGAAUGAGGAUUCGUGAUAUUUGUUUUCUCAUUUUCUUUAUUUUAUUUUAAAUGCUGUCUUAUUUUCUGUAUGGAUGCCAUGUGUUGUAUGUUUUUAUCAUUAUUACUAGAACUUUUGCUUUUGUUUACUGAAUUUGAGCCGUUGAACUUUUAAGGGAAAAGGGGCAAAAAACCCCUUCAAGAGUUCAA